AUGGACACAGUGACCGUGUAUCAUGGCAACAUCAGCCGGGAGACAGGGGAGAGACUCCUGCUGGCCACGGGUCUGGAUGGCAGUUACUUACUGAGGGAUAGCGAGAGCGUCCCUGGUGUGUACUGCCUGUGUGUUCUGUAUCAAGGUUACAUUUUUACAUAUCGAGUGUCUCAGACAGAAACAGGUUCUUGGAGUGCCGAGACAGCACCUGGGGUACAUAAAAGAUUUUUCCGGAAGAUAAAAAAUCUCAUUUCAGCAUUUCAGAAGCCAAAUCAAGGUAUUGUAAUACCUCUUCAGUAUCCAGUUGAGAAGAAGGCCUCAGACAGAAAUGCUCAAGAUUCUUCAGGUAAAAGAGAGAAUCCUGAUGUCUUCCUGAAAGCACCAUGA
This is a messenger RNA of Suncus etruscus (white-toothed pygmy shrew), 387 nucleotides long. RefSeq names its product SH2 domain containing 1A (gene SH2D1A). The record is from RefSeq and is a predicted model, not a curated record. The coding region runs from base 1 to 387 and encodes 128 amino acids. The transcript is spliced from 4 exons. Gene Ontology annotation, cellular component: cytoplasm. Lineage: Eukaryota; Metazoa; Chordata; Mammalia; Eulipotyphla; Soricidae. Gene Ontology annotation, biological process: cellular defense response; cell-cell signaling.